Molecule: messenger RNA, 348 nt
Organism: Adineta ricciae
Lineage: Eukaryota; Metazoa; Rotifera; Eurotatoria; Adinetida; Adinetidae
Source: the annotation of a GenBank genome assembly
AUGAGCAGUAAAAAAGCUCUCGCUGCUAUUCAAACCAUGAAGAUCAUCUAUGGAUCGCAAGGUCGACAAAACAUCCUACCAUAUCAUUACCUUGGUAUGGUCUAUCGUACACCAUGGCGCUUUUGGUAUUCGAAUUCUCAAGUAUUUCGAUGGUUCUCACGUAUUAUGCUUGUCGCUUUCGGAGCCUCGAUUUAUUUACCGUUACGAGGUGUGGAUUUAUCUUAUACACCAUAUUCUAUUGUCCACCAUCAAUUGGAUCAUAAAUUUGGUCAUUGGAUUGAAGAAAUGCGCUAUCCGGUUGAUGAAAAACGUGUUGAAGAAUACAAAAAAUCACAUGGACUUAAAUAG